AUUAUUAUUAUUAUUAUUAUUAUUAUUAUUAUUAUUAAUAUACUGUAUCAUUACGGUAUAUAAGAAUAAUCGCAGCGAAUAAUCGUCUGCGACUCGUGUGACAAGUGUUACUUGAUAUAAUAAAACGAGUGUAAAAGAGAGAAGAAAUUAAAUGAUGGCGCCGCAUACGAGUUAUGCACCCGUCACCGGCAUGGAGUACGAGGAACCAGUGUCAAGGACCUACCAAUAUCGCAAGGUUAUGAAGCCGAUGCUUGAGAGGAAAAGAAGAGCACGUAUUAAUCGAUGUUUGGAUGAAUUAAAGGAUCUCAUGGUUACCGCUCUUCAAGCCGAAGGGGAAAACGUCGCCAAGUUGGAGAAAGCUGAUAUCCUUGAAUUGACAGUUCGGCAUCUUCAUACGUUGAGGGCAGCACGUAGAUUAACUCUUACGCCAGAAAACAGUUAUGCGGACAGAUUCCGCGAGGGAUUCACGCAAUGUGCUCAAGAGGUAUCAACGUUCCUGUCGACUCCAGUUGCAGCCGCUGUUCAUCCAGCCGCUGGUGCUCAGCUUAUGAGGCAUCUUGGCGGUUGUCUUCGAAGAUUGGAAGGUUCUUCGUCCUCAACGAACUCUUCCGUUUCCUCCGUCUCGUCGGUUCCAAGUACCAGCAAGGGUUUUCCCGAAUCCGUAACGUCGACGAUUACGGCAACGAUGACGACCACGACCACGACUACGACCGUCGGUGUACAUCAGAACGUUUACACGCCGCCACAAAGUCCUUUUAGCGUUGCCAGCUCCUCCGGGGAAUCCUUAGAAUCUUCUGGUCCCGUUUGGAGACCUUGGUGAAUCUACGUCGAAUCUACAACGUAGAUCGCAACGAUAAAAUUCUAGUGGACUCUUCGUUGGUGCGUGAGACGUUUCUAAUUCUAACUACGGACGAUAAUUGUAAUCGAAGUUUCUCUUUUCUAUGGACAAUCAUUGUAAUCGAAGGAGAAAAACGACGAAUCAUUGUCUUCCAAAUAUUACUAUAUUAUCGAACGUACAAUUUUUAGUGUGUUUUAUGGGCAUAUGUAUAUCGUUUGUCCUCGUCGCACUUCCCUCUCUCACUUCCUUUAUAAUUCUCUAUGUUUAUGUCUCUUUAUAUCACGAUCGAUAGGUAGAUUUGCUUCUUUUCCAGUAAUGUAAGUAAUAAAGCUUUAAUGUAACGUCUGUGAUAGGGUUCCAUUUUGUACCUGAGAUAUAACUAUUUUUGAGGCAAAGUAUAUCGAUUAUUAUAGAAAAUAUAUGUUAACUUGUUAAGUUUUAGAACAUAGUUUUCUACUUUUCUUUUUCUUUUUUUUUUUUUUUUUUUUUUUUUCGUAGACAUAAAGAUUCCCGUUAUCUUUUGCUAAAUGCAGAAAUAUUUCAUUGUGAGAUUAUUACAAUAAAAUUGUCUUGUUCGAAUAGU
Molecule: messenger RNA, 1421 nt
Organism: Vespula pensylvanica (western yellowjacket)
Lineage: Eukaryota; Metazoa; Arthropoda; Insecta; Hymenoptera; Vespidae
Product: enhancer of split mbeta protein-like
Exons: 1
Coding region: 152-820 (222 amino acids)
Biological process (GO): regulation of transcription by RNA polymerase II; anterior/posterior pattern specification; regulation of neurogenesis
Cellular component (GO): nucleus
Molecular function (GO): DNA-binding transcription factor activity, RNA polymerase II-specific; protein dimerization activity; RNA polymerase II cis-regulatory region sequence-specific DNA binding
Source: RefSeq, a predicted model, not a curated record